Molecule: messenger RNA, 1347 nt
Organism: Olea europaea var. sylvestris
Lineage: Eukaryota; Viridiplantae; Streptophyta; Magnoliopsida; Lamiales; Oleaceae
Product: remorin 4.1-like
Exons: 2
Coding region: 218-1021 (267 amino acids)
Source: RefSeq, a predicted model, not a curated record
CAACAAUAGUGUCUCCAAUCACAUUUAUCAAUCCAAUUAUUCUUCUUGAAAUCUCCUUACUCCACUUUUAUUUUUCUUCAUCGCCCCCGUUUGAUUAUAAUCCUAAUCAAGAUCAGAUUUAGCUCUUAAAAACGCGUUGAUCAUUUUACAACGGAUUUUCGCAUAUCGAUCGCCAUUUACACAUCAUUCACAGUCGAAUCUAGUGUGGUGUUUUGGUAUGUUAAAUGCUCAAAGAGCCAUAGCUAGCAACGCUCAACCCGAUGAAGAUGAACAUAUUCGAGACAUCCAUGCACUAAGCCCGCCACGGCCGCCCUCCGCCACCCGAGCCGGCCGCCGCGGCCGAGAGCCUUGGGAAACAAGUAGCCAUAGAUCAUCAUCUUUAUCCAUGGCUAGCAAUGAUGGUACAUCAAGUGAAAAUUUUACCAGCAUCAGUAGAGAAUUUAAUGCUCUUGUUCUUGCAGGAUCUACAAUAGCCAACGAUGGAACAGAAAAUGGUGAAAAUAGCCAUAGCUUAAACAAUUUGCUAAGGAUUGGGGAGGAGGAAAUGGCUGAAGAAACCAACCCUUUGGCUAUUGUGCCUGAUAAUAAUCCAUUUCAACCCAUAUCACCGCCACGUCAUGGCGGUGAUGGUGUUGCCGCCUCCUCCGCCGUCACUGAAGUUGUCUCUGUGCAGAGAGUGAAGAAAGAAGAGGUGGAUGCAAAGAUAAAUGCAUGGCAGAAUGCUAAGAUUGCCAAGAUUAACAACAGGUUUAAGAGGGAGGAUGCUGUAAUUAGUGGUUUGGAGAGUGAGCAGGUCCAAAAGGCCACCUCGUGGAUGAAGAAAGUCGAGAGGAAGCUCGAGGAAAAAAGAGCAAAAGCCUUGGAAAAGAUGCAAAAUGAUAUCGCCAAAGCACGAAAAAAAGCUGAGGAAAAGAAGGCAUCGGCUGAGGCCAGGAGAGGAACAAAGUUGGCUAGGGUUCUUGAGGUAGCCAACUUGAUGAGAGCCAUCGGAAGACCCCCGGUCAAGCGUUCUUUUUUUUAAGCACUAUACUUUUGCAGAAAGUAACUCGUGUAUUACUUUUAAGCUUAGCAAAAACAUACUAAUAGUAAUAGUAGUGUGCAAGUGUGUACUUGUGUAUAUGGGAUGUGAAAUCAGCAAUUUUAUGUGUGAAUUACUAGAAUAAGGUGGAGAUAGUUGAGAAUAACCUUGAAGAUGAUAUUUGUGUGGUAAACGAAAAUGUAAUGUUGCUUGCUCUAAAUUUUAGUCGGAUAUUUGCUUUAGCAUUGACAACUUUUUGAAAAUCAAUGCUGAACUUCUAGCUUGUUGCUAGUUCACGACUUUAUCAAACAAGGAACAUGUUCUUGUCA